GUGAGAGUAGAGCUGUUUUUUGGAGAAACUCUGUGCAACUAUAAAAGUAAAGGUAAACAAAUCGACUAGCCGCAGUGCUGUGCCGGCUCAGAGCGCGAUCGGAUAGGAAAUUCACGGUUUCGGGUACGCUGUGCUUUGCCGCCCCCCUUGAACCUGCUGCCAUUAAAGGUUCCCGCCAGUGUUUGAACUGUCGCUAAGAGUGGUGCGCUGAAAAAGUGAAGUGAGCUCGCGAAUAAUUUAUCUCACUUAUGCGGGCAUGAAACGUGAAGGUCGUUCCAGUGUGAUUGGACCGAUUGAUUAAUGUUUAUGCAUUAGCUGUUAACGAAAGUAAGAGUACAUUAUUGACGUAGUCAGCUGGGGACUUAAGCGCAAGAAAAGGUGUUCGAUGUGCGGAUCAUUGUGAUUCGACUGGUCACAGAAAGCGGUGCAGGCGGAAGUGCUCACAUUCAGCAGUAUUAUUAGUUGUAGUUCAACAGUGAUUAGUGAUACCAACAGGAGUCCGGAAAAAUGACGAUAACAGCAGCAGCGGCAGUGACAGGGACGACGACAGCGGCAAAGAAAAGCGAUGCAAAAUGGAAUCUGGACCCCGUGCAGCGGGCCAUGGGUCAACUCGGCUGGUGGCACAUCAUGGUGUGUGCGGUGGUGUUUCCAUUGAAAUUCCCUGUAGCUUGGCAUCAGAUGGGAAUAAUUUUUUUGGGGGCUGCCAUGAAUUAUACCUGCUCUUCGAACACAACGCUGGACAAGUGUUCUAAGAGCUGUACCAGCUGGGAUUACGAUACCAGUGUGUUCAGUUCGACGAUCAUCAGCGAAUGGAAUCUAGUUUGUGAAAAAUCCAAUUUGGUGAACCUAUCUCAAACGAUUUUUAUGUUUGGUAUUCUGAUAGGCGGAGUGGUGUUUGGAACGUUGGCAGAUAAAUUUGGACGACGUCCGCCCUUGGUAUUUGCAGUUAUGAUACAGCUUGUAGCAGGAUUAGCUACUGCCUACAUUCCUUGGUUUUGGGGCUUCGUUGUGCUGCGUUUCAUCAUAGCUGUAGCUACUGGAGGAACAAUGGUUACAAGCUUUGUCCUCAUAAUGGAGAUCAUUGGACCGAAGUGGCGUGAACUAUUCUCCGUCCUGUAUCAAAUUCCAUUCAACUUGGGUCACCUAACGCUUGCUGCAUUCGCAUACUUUUUACGUGAUUGGCGUCACUUUCAAUUCGGGAUCUCUAUUUAUUCGGUACUGCUUCUGUCCUAUUAUUGGCUGGUGCCGGAGUCGCCACGCUAUUUGUUCAUCUCUGGGGACACCGCUGGUGCAGUAAAAGUUCUAGACAAAGCGGCCAAAUGCAACAAACUUCCCAGAGAUACGAUCCAAAGCGAUUUGGAACAAUUUGCAAAAGUGAAGAAUACAGGAUCUGUUUCCAAGGGAAAUCUGAUUGAUUUGUUCAGAACGCCAAAUAUGCGUGCGAAAUCGCUUUGCAUGUGCUUUAACUGGUUCGUGUGUGGAUUGGCAUUUUUCGGUGUCGCUCAGUACGUCGGACAGUCUGGUGGUAACAUAUUCAUCAAUGUAGCAGUUGGAGCCGCUCUGGAGUUGCCAGGAACGGUUCUGUGUAUUUACAUGAUGAAAAUCUAUGGCCGACGGAAAACCUUAAUCAUUUCCAACACGCUGACAGGCUUAGCCAUGUUGGCCAUCGCGUUUGUUCCGGAGAGCAUAACUUGGCUGAAUGUUGGAUUUGCUUCAAUUGGUCUUGUCGGGAUGAGCAUUUCCUUCCCAACAGUUUAUCUGUAUGCGGGUGAAUUGUUCCCCACCGUAGUCCGUAAUGUUGGAAUCGGAACUGCAUCAAUGAUUGCGAGAAUAGGCUCGAUGAUCGCUCCUUUUGUAGCUGGAAUGGGAGUAGUAGCCCAUUGGCUACCGCCGAUAGUUUUCGGUGUUAUUCCACUGAUAGGAGCCUUCUUUGUAUUUUUCUUGCCGGAAACGCAGGGUUUCCCAUUGCCGGAAACUAUCGAAGAUGGAGAAAAUUUCGGCAAACGGCAGAAAAAAGUAGACACUGUAGAAGACGCUAAAUAAGUUGCAGGUCUAUGCAAUUUUUUUCAGUCUCUCUCUCUCUUCUCAACCAAGUGUCCAAAACUGUCGAAUCGUCAGUCUCCGUAGGACUCACUUUUUUAUUUUAUUCUUUAAGUGAUAAUAGUAUAGAGUGCAAACAGAUCGAGGAAGUGUCUUCUUAUCUUCUCUUCAAAGCGUACAAAAGACCGUUUUGCUAAAUAGAUCAUUAAAACCAAAAAAGUGCAUCAGUGCCUAAAUAGAUAUUUUUCUAAGUUAAUAAAUUACAAUUUGACAAGCA
Molecule: messenger RNA, 2317 nt
Organism: Wyeomyia smithii (pitcher-plant mosquito)
Lineage: Eukaryota; Metazoa; Arthropoda; Insecta; Diptera; Culicidae
Product: organic cation transporter protein
Exons: 4
Coding region: 508-2043 (511 amino acids)
Biological process (GO): transmembrane transport
Cellular component (GO): membrane
Molecular function (GO): transmembrane transporter activity
Source: RefSeq, a predicted model, not a curated record